This is a messenger RNA of Aspergillus lentulus, 1764 nucleotides long. RefSeq names its product Mis12-Mtw1 family protein. The record is from RefSeq and is a predicted model, not a curated record. NCBI's taxonomy places the organism in Eukaryota, Fungi, Ascomycota, Eurotiomycetes, Eurotiales, Aspergillaceae. Gene Ontology annotation, biological process: cell division; chromosome segregation. Gene Ontology annotation, cellular component: MIS12/MIND type complex.
AUGACCGUCACGGUUCUCGCCGCCCCAAAGACGAAGAUUAAAACCACGACCAGAAUCGGAGAGCGCGAACCGCUACGGGAGAUUGAUAUGGCUGCGUCCCAGGCGCAUCCGCGUUCGGCGUCUGGCGGCGCGAGCGGGAGUGGCAGGGGGAGGGGCGGACGAUCGAGCGCGCGAUUGAAUAAGGGACAGGAAAAGGGGGAGGAGGAGGUUAAUGUGAAUGGCGGGUGGGGGAAGAGGAAGGCUGUGGCGUAUGAUGAAGAUAUUGAGGGAUUUCAGUUUACGCGACUGCCCAGCAAGAAACCGAGGUCGUCGGUUGAUGCUGCACCAGAGAACUUGAACCCCAUCCCUGAGGUACCACCACAGCAAUCGCCUCGGCGAGGGCGACCGCCGAAAAAGAAGAAGACAGAAACGGCGCCGGAAGAAAGCGCGGAGCACACGGAGAAGAGUGCGGAAGUGUCAGGCAAGAGGCAGACGCGACGCAGGAGAUCCGCGGUUACAGAGCCAGAACCCCAACCCCAGAGUGUUACACGUUCAUCGACGCGGAAGCGCGAGGAGACUGAAUCUGUGCCCAAGGAGAAAAAGCGACGAAAAGGGAGACCGAGCAAGACGGAAGGCGAGGCGAGAAACGGCUUUGUGUCGCCUGAACCACAGCAGUCGGGAACUGCGAAGAUUGCGUUGCCUCUAGCCGAUACGCCUGUGAUCCAGCGGAACAAGGAGAUGCGAAAAGAGGCCAAAUCGGAGAAAGGAGGGAAGGGGAGGCGAAGUAGUCUGGGGAUGAGAGGAAGGAGGGCCAGUUCACUGAUUGACUCCGGGGCAUCUAACGCGUUACCUCAUAAAGAGGUCGACACGGCUGAUUUCUACAAGCAUAUUGCAGACGGGCUCCCAGAGCCGCGGAGGAUGAGGCAACUUUUGACUUGGUGCGCAACACGAGCUAUAGGAGAUAAACCUACAGGAGCGCAGCCGGAAGAUGCCAGUGCUCGUCUAGCUGCUCGAGUAAUACAAGAAGAACUGCUCAAAGACUUUUCAACGAAUUCCGAGCUCUCGAAUUGGUUUGGGCGGGAGGAUGUGAAUCCGCCUGCUGUUGUGGUGAAGAAACCGAACCCGAAAAACAUCCAAAACGCGGACAAGAUCAGAGAGCUUGAGGAGCAAAUACAAAGGUUGCAAAGGGAAAGGCAUUCCCUGAAUGAACUUUUACGACCUCCAUCUAUUCCACGACUGAAGCCCGAAUCAAAGCAACCGCCAGAUACAUCUCAGGAUCAAGGCUCAUUACAAGCCGAAUCGGCCGACCAACCGACUCGAUCACUAUUGUCUUUGCAGCCAGAGUCGAUAGAUACCUCGUUAUUAGAGCCUUCGCAGCAGGAGAUCUAUGCCAUGUUGCAUCCUGAUACAGCAAAGGCACGACGAAAAUCGCAAUCGCAAGAGCCAUUGGCCACUACGCAAUCGGGCCAUCUACCUCCAAUGCCACCAUCUGUCGUAUCUGCCCGUCUAUCCCGAGUGGCAUCAGGCUUAGCACCAACUCUGGACUCGUUCGCAGCCGGCGUGCACGACAUCGAGCUAUAUCGCGCGAUGUCGGACGCAGUCUCGACACAGGUACUACGCAUCUGUGCGGAACGACUGGAAGAGCGUGAUGCCAGGAACGCGAUGAGGCGACUUGCAAUUGAGGGAGGCGAAGCCGAAGGCGGACGUGUUAGUCUCCGACACGGAAGACCAAGGGAGGAUCUGGGAGUUAUUCUCGGGGCUCUCAGCCGUGUGGAGCGACGGUGA